AUGCCGCUUCUCGGGGUCUUACUCAGGGUCUUGCCCUAUGUGAUGAUAUGUCUUCGCAUUGGUGCUCCUGCAGCGAUAGGAGCGCUAGCGGUUGUGGGUGCCUACGAAGGGUACCUCCCUGUCCCUGGGUACGAAGUCAAACUUCCCGAGGCCGUCGUUUUUGAUAAAGCUUUCGGCGAGGCUUCGUUCAAUACGCAUGUAAUUCCUGACCACGACGUCGUAGAUCUCAAUAUCUCCAUCAACGUUCCGAGCCACGAAUCUAGUGAGCUUAGAAACAGCAUUGAAGAAACAAAGGGACUUGUCUUUUACGAUGGACAAAAUAACGUCCUUGGCUUCAACGAAUCGAAUGCAGCCAUUGCAUGGUCAUUCGUGUCAGACACGCAGGCCAACGAUCCUCGAGCAGAGCAGUCUGGAUUGAGCCUUCGGGAAUACUUCUCCAUGGUCGUGCAAAGGAUCGCAUCUAGUGCUAUUCAGCACCUCGCUGCAUUGUUCUCACGCCAGUCGAUGAGGCAAUUCCAGACUUGGCUUCUGAUCAGCACUUUCGCAGCUUUCCAAGCCUUCGAUUCCUUUGAUGUGCAUGCUUUAUAUGUCGAAGAAUGGCAAGAGCGGCGACGCCGGCCCAGCGUGCUGUCAACCUACCGCACGCAGAAUCUCUUGAUAGCGCAAGAUCAACUUCUUGACACUAGUACGAUGGUGGACGACCAUGCAAGAAGGACCUUGUCGGAAAAUAGUCGGUACAAAUUGCGCAUUGCAUGGCACAAGAUGUUGGGGACUGCAAAUAGCCGAUUCCGUGAUUACGAAGCAGUGAGUGCUGCAUUACGAUUAAUGCGGGAAAGGGCCAUCAGGGAAGCUGAACGGAAAGUCGCCGCCUUGGAAAAAAGGCUCGCUUUGCAGCAAAGUCUUCUCAGGACCGUGAACUAUGCGAAAGAUUCGAGCACUCGGCUUCUGGAUGCGCGGGAAGUACUGGAAAGAGCACAUUCUGCAAGUCCGCCUCCAGGAGAUUUACAGGAUUUACACGCCGGUGGUGCCGCGGUACAGCACGAAGAAGAGGAGGAAAAAGUUAUGGACAAAAAAGAUGGAGAGAUUCUUCAUGAGGAAAAGGAAAAGGACAGUAGUGAAAAAUUGGAUCAGCAAACAAUUGACAACCCAAUUUCGUCACAACGAGGCCCAAAUGACCUACACGCCCGUGAUGUUGCGGUCCAGCGUGAGGGAGGAGAAGGAGGAGAAGGAGGAGAAGGGGGAGGGGGAGAAGGAGAAGGAGGAGAAGAAGGAGAAGGAGGAGAAGGAGGAGAAGGAGGAGAAAGUAAAGCUUGGGAUAAUGAAGAUGUGACAGUUCUUCAUGAAAGAGAGGGAGAAGCUGGUGGCGCACAAGAACUGCAAAAAUUACACACUGCAAGUCCAGCCCAAGGAGGUCAACAUGACCCACAGAUUGAUGAAGCCGUAGUACGGCAUGGGAGAGAAGAUAACAAUGCUGGAGUCAACGAACAUAUGACGCAUCCUCAAGAGGAAGAGGAAAAGGCUAAUGAUGGAGCCAUUAUGACACCUUCUCAACAUCCGGGGAGGGACAAUGACGGCGACCGUAGGGGAAAGGAGCAUGGGGAGCUUUCUCAGCGAAUACUCCUGCCGAAGACCACGAACGAAAUGUCCAACUCAGAGCCGAGAUGGAGAACGCAAGAUCAGAGCGAGAACGAACUCAUCAACCCGCCCCUGGCCUCCGUGACGAUGCUUUCGAUGAGACCUGGAAACAGAGGACAGAUGAAGAUGGCUAUGGUGCCAGGAGAAACCGAGGGUUGUGGGAAAACAAUCCCAAUCGAGGGAACCCAUUCGCUCGCCGAGAACCACGCAAUACUAAUACUACUUAUGGGCGCAAUAUGGCUGGAAAUCGUGACCGGCGCUUACCAGAGACCCCGGCUCAACCCCAGAAUAGACAAGCCACAGGUCAGACUCAUGGCCGCGCACCAGCUCGAGAUGCGCGCCAACCCUUCAGAGGACCACGGGGACGACAUCAGUAACGCCGUCGAGACCCAUGGUCACGACAUAUCGGGAAAUAGACUGCGAUGCUCGGCAUUGUCGGCCUCGAUUCGUACAUUGUAA
Molecule: messenger RNA, 2094 nt
Organism: Bacidia gigantensis
Lineage: Eukaryota; Fungi; Ascomycota; Lecanoromycetes; Lecanorales; Ramalinaceae
Exons: 3
Coding region: 1-2094 (697 amino acids)
Source: RefSeq, a predicted model, not a curated record